Molecule: messenger RNA, 1959 nt
Organism: Amborella trichopoda
Lineage: Eukaryota; Viridiplantae; Streptophyta; Magnoliopsida; Amborellales; Amborellaceae
Product: pentatricopeptide repeat-containing protein At2g15690, mitochondrial-like
Biological process (GO): RNA modification
Molecular function (GO): zinc ion binding; RNA binding; protein binding
Source: RefSeq, a predicted model, not a curated record
ACAUGAGAGGGCUUGGCCCAUGCUAAAACGUCAUUUUUUUCGGAACUUUUUUCUUAACGGUUCUGAUAUUUUCUGUCGACAGGGUUUAUGCACUCUGCGCAAAAAUGGCAGCUUCAGUGGCUAUCGAGAGAGGCAGCACCAUUCUUCCCUCCCUCUUCAAAACAAAACCCCUCAAGUCUUCGCAUUUUGUGUUCACUUUCUCUCUCUACUCUCUAAAAAAAUUCAUUCACUCCAAGCCAUUAGUUUUUACAAGCCAGACUUUUAUGGCGAGGUGCUUGAGUACUCAAGCAAUGCCAAAUAGUUGUCAGAGGCUACCGAGCCAUAUUGACCCUAGGGUUUUUCAAAGUUCCAGUCAGGGACCUGUAGAUAAUAUGGCUCCAUUCCAAGAAGCUAGGGUUUAUACUACUGAGGAUUUCGUCAAAUUUUGCAGAGAGGGAAAGGCAAAGGAGGCUAUUGAAGCUCUAGGAGCUAUUGAAAAACAAGGUAUUCAACUCGACCCAAAUGUGAUCUUUGCUAUUUUGGAGGUAUGUGGAGAUUUAAAGGCUUUAGAGGAAGGUAAGAGGGUUCAUGACUAUAUAAUGAGAUGUCCUUUUAGGAAUUUGCACAUGCAUAAUAAACUUAUGGAAAUGUACUGUAAAUGUGGUAGCAUGAAAGAAGCACGCCAUGUGUUUGAUCGAAUUCCUGAAAGAAAUUUGGAUUCAUGGAACCUUAUGAUCAAGGGGUAUGCAUCAAAUGAUCAAGGAGAUGAAGCCCUUCAAUUGUUUGGGCACAUGAGAGGAGCAGGGGUGAGCCCAACUAGGGAGACUUUUGUUUCAGUUUUGUUGGCAUGCCGAGUUUUGGAAUCAGUAGAAGAAGGGUUCAUCCAUUUUGAAUCGAUGGAAAAGGAUUAUGGAGUUUCUCCUCAAGUUGAGCAUUAUGCACGAAUGGUGGAGGUUCUUGGAAGGUCGGGCCAUUUAGCAGAAGCAGAGGAAUUUGUUGACGGAAUGGCGAUUCCACCGCCAAUUCCAGUAUUAGAAACAUUGAAAAAUUAUGCUAGUAUUCAUGGUGAUACCGAUCUUGUUAAUAGGGUAGAAGAGCAAUUGAUUGCUUUUGACCCAUCUCGAGAAGCCCAAAAAUCUAAUGCUCCAAAGGUUCUUCCUCCAAGGAAGAGGCUUGGAUUGAACAUGCUUGAGGGGAAGAAUAAGGUGAAUGAAUAUAGAGCUGGAACCAAUCCUCAAAAAGGAGAGACUUAUGAGAGACUCAAAGGUUUAAGUGGUCAGAUGAAAGAGGCUGGUUAUGUGCCUGAUACUAGAUAUGUGCUUCAUGAUAUUGAUCAAGAGGCAAAAGAACAAGCUUUGCUUUAUCAUAGUGAGAGGUUGGCCAUUGCUUAUGGACUUAUUAGCACUCCUGCUAAUACCCCAUUAAGGAUUAUCAAGAACCUCCGUGUUUGCGGGGACUGCCAUAAUGCUAUCAAGAUCAUGUCGAAGAUUGUUGGGAGAGAGCUAAUUGUAAGAGAUAACAAAAGGUUUCAUCAUUUCAAGGAUGGGAAGUGUUCAUGUGGUGACUAUUGGUAAAAAGAAUGAAUUCGGUUUUUCUUUAACAACUUCAAUUCUUUCUUGCUAGAAAGAAGUAAAUGUACCUUUAGAUAGAGCUGAUGCUAGAAAUAAGUAAAUAUACCUUCAGGGACAGCUGUUAUGGACUCUUUUUAAUGAAGACAUUAAAAGUUUGGAUUUGGUAAUAUGGUUGGCUGUUAUGGUCUAUGACGCUUGAGAUGGAUUCCUUCAGCAAGCUAAGUCACAGUGAAAUGUUGUUGUUAUAGUGGAGGAAGGAAUGAGCUGUUGAGCUUUGUAGAUGUUGUAUUUAUGUUUUUAGUUUUAGGUUGUGCUAGUUGGAAUUCUCUUUUGUUGAUGAAACAGUUUGAACUUUAGAUUAUUCUAAUCCUGCUCUUCGUAAUAAUAUGGGGUAUACUUUCUUAUGGUU